This is a messenger RNA of Cordyceps fumosorosea ARSEF 2679, 873 nucleotides long. Its product is annotated as Short-chain dehydrogenase/reductase SDR. The transcript has 2 exons. The record is from RefSeq and is a predicted model, not a curated record. Gene Ontology annotation, molecular function: oxidoreductase activity, acting on the CH-OH group of donors, NAD or NADP as acceptor. Lineage: Eukaryota; Fungi; Ascomycota; Sordariomycetes; Hypocreales; Cordycipitaceae. Bases 1 to 873 code for a protein of 290 amino acids.
AUGUCGGACCGUGUCGCGCAAAUCGCCAACCACCUCAACUACCCCAAGGGCAUGCUCGCCGGGCAGGUCGCCAUCAUCACGGGCAGCGGCCAGGGCAUCGGCGCCGAGACCGCGCGUCUAUUCGCCAAGGAGGGCGCCAAGGUAGUCGUGACCGACAUUGACGCCAAGAAGAGCGACGCCGUCGCCGAGGCCAUCAACAGCUCCGGCGGCCAGGCCAUCAGCGUCCCCGGCGACGUCCUCGACCCUUCCUACCCGGAGACCCUCGUCUCCCGCGCCGCCGCCUUCGGCUCCGGCAAGAUCCACAUCCUCGUCAACAACGCCGGCUACACCUGGGACGGCGUCGUCCACAAAAUGUCCGACAAGCAGUGGGACACCAUCCUCGCCCUGCACGCCACCGCGCCCUUUCGCCUCGUCCGCGCCGCCGCCGCCUACUUCCGCGUCACCGACGGCGAGCCCCGCUGCGUCGUCAACAUCUCCUCCACCAGCGGCGUCCACGGCAACGCGGGGCAGGCCAACUACGCGCUCGCCAAGGCCGGGGUCGUCGGCCUCACCAAGACCAUCGCCAAGGAGUGGGGGCCCAAGUUCGGCGUGCGGGCGAACGCGAUUGCGUUUGGGCACAUCGCGACGAGGCUGACGGCGGCAAAGGAGGAGGGCGCGUUCGUGGAGGGGCCGGGCGGGGAGAAGAUUGCGCUGGGAAUACCGCAGGCGCAAAAGGGGACGGGGUCGGGUGCGGCGCCGGCGAAGAGCGACAUCCCGCUCGGAAGGCCGGGCACGGCGACGGAGGCAGCGGCGUCCAUCCUAGCCGUGGCGAGUCCCCUGUUUUCGUACGUCAGCGGCCAGACCAUCAUGGUGACGGGCGGCCGCAAUAUGUAA